Molecule: messenger RNA, 1114 nt
Organism: Cannabis sativa
Lineage: Eukaryota; Viridiplantae; Streptophyta; Magnoliopsida; Rosales; Cannabaceae
Product: lachrymatory-factor synthase
Exons: 1
Coding region: 288-806 (172 amino acids)
Source: RefSeq, a predicted model, not a curated record
UACAAAGUACCAAAUAAGUUUUAUUAAAAAUACAGGGUACCAAACUUAUAUUUAGAUAAAAUACAAACUUUACUAGAGAUGGCCUAAAGAAUAUAAUACAAGUGGCCAAAUUCAACUCUUAAAAGUAAUAAAUUCUCGAAUAAUAUAAUAAGAUUUUCAAGAUUGAGAUUCCUUUCUAUGGCUACUACUCACUCGAGUUGGGCGGUGGUACAUAUAAGACUUUACUAAAAGGGCAUCAAACACUAUCACAUCACUUUCUCGACAUCUCUUAUACUGAAUGGUUUUCAAUGGCGGACGAAAAAUUUGAAUCCAAAUGGGAAGGAAAAUCUUCAGCCCAAUUGAAAGGCCUAACGGCAAAUCAAGUUUGGCCUUUCCUGGAGGAUUUUUGCAACUUCCACAAGUUGCACCAGGCGGUUGAUACGUGUUACCAAGUAGAUCAGGACCCAUCUGCCACAGUGGUCGCCGGAACUGGGCGAGGCCUGACCCGUUACUGCUCCUCCACAAGUACAUCACCGUCCGGCGAGUCGUCAGUGAUUUGGGCCAAAGAGAGGCUCGUAGAAAUGGAUCCAGCCCAAAGGCGUUUGACCUAUGAGGUGCUCGACAACAACGUUGGAUUUAAGAAGUGGGUGGCCACUUUCGAAGUUGUCCCUAUCGUCGAAGGCGGCGCGUGUGAGAUACAGUGGUCGUUCGUGGGAGAACCGCCAGAAGGUUGGAAUUAUGAAAGCUUGGUAACCUUCUAUGACUCUUCUCUCCAAUCCAUUUCUAAGAAAAUUGAACAAGCUUUGUUGAUGACCUCUUCUGUUUAGUGGGUAAAAUGAAGGCUAUUUUUUACUUUAAAUUACAAUAGAAUAAAAAAAGAUGGUCAUAUAUAUAUAUUUAAAUAUAUUUAAGGCCAAUUAUGUAAAACCUCAAUUGGUAUUAUGAGGGAUGCUAAACCACAAACAUUCUUAGCUGUUGGAUUGAUAAAGAGAGUGUUUUUUUGGUAUCCUAAGGCUGGUAUAUAUCCAUUUAAAAGUAAGGGUAUACAUUUUGUUAAAAUUGGUUAUUGCUCAAAAUUCAUCUCUAUUGUACUACCAUCUACAUUAAAAUAAUCAAUUAAAUUGGUAAAGUGUAU